This is a messenger RNA of Vollenhovia emeryi, 3595 nucleotides long. RefSeq names its product MAU2 chromatid cohesion factor homolog (gene Mau2). Gene Ontology annotation, cellular component: chromatin; SMC loading complex. Gene Ontology annotation, molecular function: protein binding; double-stranded DNA binding. The transcript is spliced from 8 exons. NCBI's taxonomy places the organism in Eukaryota, Metazoa, Arthropoda, Insecta, Hymenoptera, Formicidae. Gene Ontology annotation, biological process: mitotic sister chromatid cohesion; maintenance of mitotic sister chromatid cohesion. The record is from RefSeq and is a predicted model, not a curated record. Bases 49 to 1833 code for a protein of 594 amino acids.
CUCCGUCUGGCUUCGUUCCUCACUUCCUCCGUGUGGUGAAAUGUUAAAAUGGCGUCUUCUCAGGACGCUUGGUAUCUGUCGUUGCUCGGCCUGGCCGAGAAUUUCCGCACGUCGAGUCCGCCCAACAUCAAGUCGUGCAUCCAGUGUCUGCAGGCGGUCUUCCACUUCAAGCCGCCGCCGCGCGUCGAGGCGCGCACCCAUCUUCAGCUCGGCAACAUCCUCCUCACGCAUACGAAAAACAUCGAUUUGGCGCGAUACCACCUGGACCAAGCGUGGCGACUGAGUCAGAAUAUAAAUACGUUCGACGACGUGAAAUUCGAAGCGGCCAGCGUCGUCGCGGAGCUGUACGAGCAGCAGCUGCAGCCGAACCUGAGUAAACCAAUUUUGAGGAAGGCAAUAGAGCUGUCCCAGCACAAUGUCUACUGGCACUGCAGGCUCAUCUUUCAACUUGCGCAAAUUCACGCCUCGGAGAAGGACUUUGUGGCGGCGAGUAGCCUGCUCGGAGUAGGCGUUGAUUAUUCUCACAUAAGCAACGCCAGUUACACCAAGGUCCUCUUUCUCCUAAGUCGGUGUAUGCUGCUGCUGAUAGACAAGAAGUUCUCCGAGGUUCAUCCGCUUCUAAACAUGGCGGGCCAUCACGUGGAGAAUUGGCAGGGCAGCCCGCAUCAAAAGGAGUAUCUCAAGGUGUACUUUUUGGUCCUUCAAGUGUGCCAUUAUCUUAUGGCAGGCCAGGUGAAGAGCGUGAAGCCCUGUUUGAAGCAACUGCAACAAAGUAUACAGACCAUAAUGUCACCCAGCUGGCCGGCAGACGAUGUGGUCACCGGCUCCAACAUCGGAGACAUGUUUAUAUGGAUGCCGAAGGAUCAUCUAUAUGUCCUGGUUUAUUUAGUAACCGUUAUGCAUUCUAUGCAAGCUGGUUACAUGGAUAAAGCACAGAAAUAUACCGAUAAAGCGCUUAGUCAAAUUGAAAAAUUGAAGAUUAUCGAUAAUAAACCUAUCCUGUCCGUGUUUCAAUUAAUGCUGUUGGAGCAUAUAAUUAUGUGUCGGCUUGUAAUGGGGAACAAGAGUCUGGCUCUCACGGAAAUUUCUCAAGCUUGUCAACUCUGCAGGCGGCAACCUAAGUUACUUCAAGGCCACAGGCCGCAAUUACAUGUAUUAUUAGGAUUAUACGCAAUGUCUAUGAAUUGUAUGGAAGCUGCGGAGGCGCAGUUCAUUGCUGCACUCAGAACAUCACAAGAAAAGGAACUCUGGACAUUCGCGCAAUUGAACCUAGCGAUAGUGUAUCUCAGAUCAAAGAGGGAAACCGAAUUGGGAUCGUUGCUAGAAAGGGUAACUCCGGAAUCUCUACCACCGCAUUCUCAUUCUUUGAAGGCAGCUGCAUAUUACGUGCAAGGACUCCAGGCUUUCUUCGGUGCUAGAUACAAUGAAGCAAAACGAUAUCUUAGAGAAACCUUAAAAAUGGCAAAUUCCGAGGACUUGAACAGACUCACUUCCUGCAGUCUUGUGCUCUUGGGACAUAUAUUUCUUUCUUUGGGAAACAGCAGAGAGUCGAUGAAUAUGGUCACGCCUGCGAUGCAACUAGCUUCUAAGAUACCUGAUGUACAUGUACAACUGUGGGCUACUGCUAUUUUAAAAGAUUUGUACAGAAUUUGUGGCGAGCCUAAUCGCGAGAGCGAGGCGUAUCAAAUGCAUUGCAACUUCUCCCAGACCCUCCUAAAGGACCACUUUCAAAGUACACAAAUGAGCGAGCACUCGCUCAUUCAAUGGACAGACGGCCCCAUGCCCGCAUCGCCAACUAAUCCACCGCCAUCUACGUCGCAAGCAAUUCUCUAAUGGUAUAAAAGAUAUUUAGGUGUGUCUAUUUACUUAAAUUGUCCAGAACUGUCAUGUAUAUUUGUACUAAUUAUCCAUCGAGUUGUAAAAUGAGGUUGGACUCAGCUUCAUUCAGUCUCAGAUAUUAAAAGGACUAUGGUAAUGUUUAAGAAAAUCGGAUUUAAUUGCGAACAGGGCGGGGAUAUGAAAGGAUUAAUGGAUAUUUGAUGUAAUAUCCAGACUUUUUUAAUACGUGAGAUCUGUGGGAGUAUAUGGCAACUAGGUAUAUAUAGCAGAGCUUGAUAGCAAUUUAUAGUAUUGUUUGAAUCAUCGAAAUUGUACACGGCAGGGAUUGACUAUAUAUUACAUUUAGACCAUUGACGUUUUGUUUAUUUAAGUUUAUCGCAUUAAAUUAUCUUUUAUGGCAAUCAUUCAAGAGGACACAAAUGCUUAUUAUACAUAAUGCAGAACAAACGCGUUUUUUAGAAUUAUGUGAACCGUUCUGCCGCACAAUGCGUUUAAAACGAGAUUUGUAUCGCACAUGUAGAGAAUAGAUCGGAACGUAGAAUAAAAAUUUUUAUUUUUGUUUAAAAAUCUUGUUGAUUCUGCGAGGGCGAUUUGGAAAGUUCUCGAAAUGACAUAUCAAUAGCACUCGCAUAAUAGACGUCAUAAAUUUAGAGUUCCAAACCCUUCUAUAAACGCAUGCAAAGUUCCCACUCGUUACAUCAAAUAGUUUAUUUUUUUAUGGAUCGUUAAACAAACAUAUCUGUUUGAUUUUUGAAAAAUAAACUAUUUGAGACGGAAAGAGUUAAAACUUUCUAUUUAGCGUACAUCGUACAAGUGCGUGUUUCAUUCCGAGAACUUUUCGACUGGUCCCCUCGUAUAUUUCUAAUUAAUGAAAUUAACAAACAUUUCUCCUCUACAUUACUUUAUUAUCUUUUACCACACGUUAAAACAAAUAGGAAUUAAGUUAAAUUAUUUAAACGAAACAAUUUAAUAUAUUAGACGCGUUAUUUUUAAUUUAUAACUGUAAGAUCAUUGGUUCUCUAUAAUAACAUCAUAAUUACAAUGUCAUUAUAUAGACGAAGUCUCGUUUGAAAGAACACAAUAUAUGAAAUUUUACCAGUGAGUAAGGAAGAUGGGGAACAAAGUAUCAAAAUUUAGAUAUUAAUUUUGUACAUACUGAAUUGUAAUAAGAAUGACGAGAUCGAAUUAACUCUCGUUACUAUCAGCAAGGUUUGAUGAAUUCGUGUAUCCGAUGGGAUUGUCGAAAUCACUGUAACUGAUUAUUUUUUAGGUUGCCUUUUCUCUUCUUGAUGAUCAAAGCAAAACAUUAAUAAUUUGGCUGUGGCGCAACAGAAUAACAAUUCAUUGAGCGGUGUAAUAAAAAAAGAACACGAUAGGUACGGAACUUUGCAAGUUGGUUAAAAAGAGGCAAAUUCUUUACCUAAAAUAUGUACAAGAUGUUUCGGUAUACAUGUAUUUUUAUUAAGAUGAUAUAUGUAUGUAUUGUAUGAAUAGAUAAUAAAAUGUAAUUGUUAUAUAUUAGUAUUAGUUACAGUAAUAAGUAAGGAAAGGGGCCUUAGAACGCGCUAACUUAAACAGCAAAGAACUUGCGUGUGAAACUCUUUGCGUUGUUUAAAUUAUUCUGAACAUAAUUUGUACAUACUUUUAGAAGUAAACACAGUGCAAACAAUAGAAUAGAGAAUGUAAUAAAACAUAGGUUUGUACAAACGUUUGUUUUCUCAACGUAAGAAAGAGACAAUAUACACUUCAUUUAUCA